CUUUCAGGAUGAUUCUCUAACCAAACCGUCGGCAAUGAAGAUCAAACGGCACCCAGGCAAAGCUGUGAUCAACGAUCCAGUUUGGCUGGAAAUGGACAUUCCGAAUCACGCGCGCGGGCAGCUGUACGAGGCCAAUUGGCUGGACACUCAGCAGAACUUGUCCAACAUCAGCUCGUCCUCGAACUCAUGGGACAAGUACAGCACGAAAAGCGAUGGGACAGUGUCGUCCAGACUGGGGCAGUACCAGACGCUGCUGGAGGAAAUCCAAAAAGACAGUCAAGAGGACCUUUACGCAGCGCCCAGGAAGAUCAAAAGCACGGACAGCAUCCGCUUGAAGUACCACAGCGACAAGAUUCUGUCGAAAAUCAACGCAAAGGCAGGAGAAGAGGCUGAAGACACCAACCAGUACUUCCUGCCCUCCCGGGGGCUGCAACGUGAGCAAAGCGUGAAGGAAGAGCGCAGCUUCCCAGUGCCCAAACCAAGAGCUAAGCUGUACCUUCCUAAUGACGACCAGGACAAGUUCAAGAUGGUACUGGAAGACUUGCAAAGGCAGAUGAAGAAAAGCGUGCGCUUUGAUGAAGUGAGUACCGACAUUGAUGAGGAAAUCGAGAGACGCGAGCUGCCGGACGAGGCUCACGUGAGAGUGAUCGUGAAUCCGACCCAUGAACUGCUGGAGAAAAUCAGCCAUAGCAAAGAGGCAGAAACAGCGGCGGAUGGCCGCAUCAGCGAAUGGGUGGACAUGCAGAAUCAGUACCUAACAGAGGAAGAUAUUGCGGAGAAGGUCGGCAAAGAUCUGGUCAGAAACGACAGCGGCUACUACGAGCACAGCAAGAAGAUCAGGCAGCGCUUCCCUCCGAAGCACAUCUAUCCUUCCUCGUCGUCCAGCAGCGAAGGCAAAAGCGACAGCAACGAGGAACCGGAACAGGAGGACUACCAGAAAGUGUACAGCCUGUACAAAGAGGGAGUUUACGUGCGCAACUCACUGAAAGAAGCGCCGAAACGGAACGUUUCUCCAACUCCGGCGUUCCGCCGGAAGGAUUUUGCUAUUCCCAGACCCAAACUUUUAGUUCCUGUGCAUACUUAUGCGGUCAGACGACGACGGACUGGAAAUCUGAACCGAAAAAGUAGUGAUUAUGGGACGGUUAGUGGCAGUGCACGGAAAGGAGCUGGUUCCAGUGAAGAGGGAUGCGUCGAAGUAUCCAGAGAGGACAAGUUUCUCAGCACGUUGACGCCAGGGAAGGUGCUAGGAGAACUGGCCAUCCUGUACAACUGCCAGCGCACAGCUACCAUCAAAGCAGCUACCGACUGCAAACUAUGGGCAAUAGAGCGACAAUGUUUCCAGACGAUAAUGAUGCGAACUGGGCUUAUCCGACAAGCCGAAUACACCGAUUUCCUAAAGAGUGUUCCUAUUUUCAAAGACCUGCCCGAAGAAACGCUAAUCAAAAUUUCGGAUGUGCUGGAAGAAUGCUACUAUGCCAAUGGAGACUACAUCAUCAGGCAGGGAAAUCGGGGCGACACCUUCUUCAUCAUCAGCAAAGGGAAGGUGAACGUCACCAUGAAGAAGAAGGACUCUGCCGAGGAGAAAUACAUCCGAACUUUGAACAAGGGGGACUUUUUUGGAGAGAAGGCAUUGCACGGUGAUGACCUCCGAACAGCCAAUAUAAUAGUUGACGAUCCAGAAGGAGUAACCUGUCUAGUAAUCGACAGAGACACGUACCUUCAGCUCAUCUCGAACUUGGAUGAAGUGAGAACGAAAUAUGUGGACGACAUUGACGAUCGUCGACGUCUCAACGAAGAAUACUCACCAGUUCGACUGGAAGACCUGAGCAUUUUGACCACGUUGGGGGUGGGCGGCUUUGGCAGAGUGGAACUAGUCCAAAUUACGGGCCAAUCGAACAAGUCGUACGCUUUGAAGCAAAUGAAAAAGUCGCAGAUUGUGGAGACGCGCCAGCAACAGCACAUCAUGUCCGAAAAGGAGAUUAUGGGAGAAGCAAAUUGUGAUUUUAUCGUAAAAUUGUACAAAACGUUUAAGGACGCAAAGUAUCUCUACAUGCUGAUGGAAAGCUGUCUGGGCGGCGAACUUUGGACAGUGUUGAGAGACAAGGGCUACUUUGAUGACACCACAACUCGAUUUUACACCGCAUGUGUGGUCCAGGCCUUCGACUACCUUCACUCCAGAAACAUUAUCUAUCGAGACUUAAAGCCCGAGAAUUUGCUGCUGGAUUCUAAAGGCUACGUUAAACUGGUGGACUUUGGAUUCGCUAAGAAACUGCAAGCCGGUAGGAAAACAUGGACGUUUUGCGGCACGCCAGAGUAUGUCGCACCGGAAGUAAUMCUCAACAAGGGUCACGAUAUUAGUGCGGAUUAUUGGUCUCUUGGAGUACUKAUGUUUGAGCUACUUACGGGAACACCGCCGUUCAACGGUAGCGACCCGAUGAAGACCUACAAUGUGAUUUUAAAGGGAAUCGAUGCCAUCGAUUUUCCCAAGAACAUAACGAGAAAUGCAACCGCUUUGAUUAAGAAACUGUGCAGGGACAAUCCAGCAGAGCGUUUAGGGUAUCAAAAAGGCGGCAUUAGCGACAUCCAAAAACACAAAUGGUUCGACGGUUUCAACUGGGAAGGCCUAGUGAACAGAACGUUGCCGCCCCCGAUUAUGCCGAAAAUCAGAAGCGUAACAGAUUCCUCCAAUUUCGACCCUUAUCCCCCCGACGAAGGCGGAUUACCGCCCGAUGACAUGUCCGGAUGGGACAGCAAUUUUUAAUCGUUAUUGUGAUCCAAAAGUACUGAAAAUCCCACCGGGCACAGUGCCUUAAAAACCGAUCUAUCGCGCAAUUUCAGUCAGUUGAUUUCCGUAUAAAACGCAUGAGCUGUUUUAAGUUCACUCUGAAAUUCGUCUUGAUUAGCUGAUCAAACAGUUUUGUAUGCUUAUUAAGUGGAUAUUUUUCUUUUGUUACAAUCAGCCAGCAAAAUCGACUUAAUCAACAGUCGCAACUCAGUUUUACAUACAGUUUUCGAACGCUGCACCAGACUGGAAGUUUAGUAGAUGAUUGGUCGACUUCGUGCCUUAAAAAAAAUGUUCGUUUCAUUGAUGGUAUUAUUUGAUAUUGUUUUCCAGUUUUACCAGGGACUUUUUAUCACGGAAGUUUCCACAUGACAUUUGUACUCAAGAACUGAUAUUUUGAACUGUGUUUGUGCUCGUUUUCUCUUUGUAUAAUAUUUCAAUUAACGAUGAUAAUUUUAAGCAGUGCCAUUAGAUUUUAUUUUCCCUUUUUUAUGUAUUAUACCAUUAUUGACCAAGCGCAGUGACGUGCUUUAGAAAAAAUCACAGCUAUUAUAUGCCACUAGGCCCCUUUUUAACAAUUAAAUAAGUGUAUAAUGUAAAUAAAGAUAAUAAGUUACCCGGC
This is a messenger RNA of Dendroctonus ponderosae (mountain pine beetle), 3404 nucleotides long. RefSeq names its product cGMP-dependent protein kinase, isozyme 2 forms cD5/T2 (gene for). The record is from RefSeq and is a predicted model, not a curated record. Gene Ontology annotation, biological process: protein phosphorylation. Lineage: Eukaryota; Metazoa; Arthropoda; Insecta; Coleoptera; Curculionidae. Gene Ontology annotation, molecular function: cGMP-dependent protein kinase activity; ATP binding.